AUGGCUUUCGUCGCAGUUGCAUGGAAUGAAACGGACACUCACGUCGCGGGAUCAACAUCGAACAUGACUGCAAAUGAGGUUUUUUUCAAUUUUAGUGUAUAUUCCGAUAUUUUUUCCAAAUAAGGAAGUUUUUAUUGGGUUUAAGAGUGAGUAAAAGCCGAGAAAAGGUAUAAGAAACCUCUAAAGUAGUCACUUUGGCUUUUAAAUCGCUAAUAAAAAUCUUCCAACGCGUAUCCCUACGUUAAAAAUCUUAAGUGGUCACUUUGAAAUAAAAAAAAAUGUAUAUUUUCAUCCAUUUGGACUUCAAGAUACCUUUCAACAUUAUAUAAAGCUAUCAGGGACCAUUAAAAGCUCAAAACCCUAAAGUUAUCCCUAAAAAUAAUCCUUUCAAUUGGGCGUUUACUUACCCAGAGAAGUAUUUUCCAUAUUUCCUCAAUUUUCUAUUCAAAACAAGCCAUUUUCGAUGACUUAUUUCCUCUUUCCGCCUCACUUUUUGCUCUCUUUUUUGCCGUUUCUGCGGCCGGCGUAAACAAAAUUGCGAAAUUCGAAAAGAUGCAGGUUUUCCCCUUGGUCUUUGAUCAUUGGAAACGUCAUUCGCCGUGAACGUUCUCUGCAGAAAGAGAGGAAAAAGUGGGAGGAAAUUGCGGCCUUUGGGCUUUGUUCGGUUGGACUGCGAGUGGACUUUUGAAACGAUUUCAUGUUUGAAAAAAGAACGCGUGAAUGAAAUUAGUAAUAGUCAAAUGAGAUGAUAAAAAGAUAAAAAAAGGAUAGCAAAAUCCUGAAUUUAUGAAAAAUAAUAAUUCAUUUUUUUGAAUUUGAAAUGAAAUUUUUUUCGCUCACAGACAGAUCUGUGGCGUGAAGGAAGAGAACCAUGAAAGUUAUAUUUGCCUCCACUCCAAUAAAGUUCCACUUUAAUCUAAAAAAAUAUUUCACUUUCAAUUCGAAAUUAUUUUCUUCAUUUCACUUCCUGCUUCCUUCGAAUUACUUUAGAUAUCAAAUUUCAAGCUUUUUCUCGUUUUUUUCCCGCUUAUUCGGACUGAAAUUUUUCAGAAAGUUGCUUAUUUUUUUGAAAAAUUUUUUUUGACUUAUUUUUUUCUUGGAAAGGUUGACUUUUCGUUUAUACAAAUUUUGAUGUAUAGGCAUCAAAUUCAUUCGAAAUAGACUGAAAAAAAGUUUAAAUAAUAAAAAUCUUUUUUUAAAAAAAGAGAUAUUAUAGUAUUUAAAAAAAUAAAGUGAUUCCGAAGUUAAAAUCUCAAGAAUCCUCUUUUCAAAGCUUUUUUUCUUUUCAAAAAUAAAACUUCGACAGCCGCUUUUUCCAACUCAAUAAUACAAGUACAAUCUUCAAUUUCUUCGAAAUAUUUAUCGAAAACAAGAAAUUUUCAAGCUGCCAGUAGCCAAUUUUCACCAUUCGUUUGCUUGAGACACAUUUUUUGUCGAUUUUUUUUUUCGAAAAUAUUCAUCCUAGCAAGCCUAAGUAGGGUACUCUGUAGAAAUAAAAAUCCGAAAAAAAUCAAAAAUCAAAGUUCAUUUUAAUUAACUGCAAAAAGUGACUCUCAUCUGAAGGUGCCGGGCUUUUUUGGAAUAUUAACUGAGCUCAUUUUAUUACUAAAAUUUUACUGAACACUAAAAAAAGAACAGUUUUUCUUUUGAAAUGGGAGGUUCUCCGAUUCCAUAAAAUGCAAAUUUUUUUCGAUUUCUGUAUAAAUAGUAAUCUCCGUUGUGAGCACAUUUAAAAAAAGAUUUCGCUUUAGAAUUUUCUGAGAUCUUUCCAAAUGAUUUUUAAUGUGUCGGUUUUAAAAAUAUCAACCUGAGUAACUGAUUUUUAGAAGAAAAAGUGGCUCAAAGUCGGAAAAUGACUCCUUUUAACGGAAUUUGAUGGUCUUCUUUUGACUUUCCGGUACCUUUUCUCGAAAAAUCUGAAGUUAUAUAUUUCGAGAUCUUUCCGGUUUCCAUCUAAUGCAUCUAGAAGGCCCUGGUUAUCUCCUUUUGAAAUAAUCAAGGGCAGAGACGAGUUUUUUUUUUCUCAUUUUUUCUUGCUUUUUUCGUUUUUUUUUUGUUGCAAACCAACGCCCAGGGACAAACAUUUGCGAGCAAUUUCGAAACGUUCUGAGCCAGGGCAAGCCAUUCUCAGCUCUCACUAUAUUUUUUGGCUCGUGUCUGCGUUUCCGAAGCCUGGAGCGAUCUUUCGCCCAUUGUUGUCCGGCGAUUCCAUCCCCUUUUUCCUCUUCCUCUUCUUCCUUUCAACCCAAAAACAACCUCGAAGUCUUCGGUCUUUUUUCUUUUUCGAUAUUUUUGAUAUUUCAUGUCCUUUUUCAAAUUCAUGAAAUUCUUAACGAAUCGAACGAAAAUACUGCUGAAUAAAAGCUAUGAAAUAAUGCUCUAAACAAUAUAGACGCGAAAAAUAUAGUUGCGAUUCUUCAAUAAUCAUUUUAUUCUUCUAGAGAGAAAAUGAAGCUUAAAAAAUAAUGAAAUGAAGUUUCUUUUUGUCGAAUAUGAAUCCUUAAAAUUUCUUGUUUUCGAGCUUACCCAGCUAUUUAUUUUUGUUUUCCUUGAGCCCCUCUUGGGAAGUAAUCAAGCUCUCUUUUUUCGAAUAUGAAGAAGUUGGCAGUUGAAAAAAUACUUUUUAUGUAUAACUAGCGGUUUCAAAAAUGCUAUUAUCAUUUUUGAACAGAAACUUUUUCGUUUUUUUUUUUCAAGUCAUGCGUUUUAGAAAGCACCAUGAAACGAGAGAAAAAAGAUCACCCCAAAUUUGGCGCGAAAAAUAUCGUCACAAUUGAUGGCUUCUGUGGGGUGCUCUUCGAAGCUUUGUUCUUCCAAAAUCUGCUCCGUUACAUCAUUUUUUGGCUCUUCUAUGAUUCAUUGACUUUUCUAUUUGCAAAUCGUUUCGCGACGUUUCAAAAUGCAUCUCAUUUUUUUAUUUUUUGGUCGAUUGGAAAAUGGAUUUUUGAGAUGGUUACGCUCUUAUUUUCCACUCAUUUCCUCUCCCUUCAAAAUUCAGUUCAGCUUUAAAUUCAUAUGAAAAAAACUACUUUGUAAGAUUUCUUUAAUGCGAAAUGAUUUUUGAAACGUUUAAAAUUUAUUGUUAGAGUUCCACAGCGCUGACGUGUUACUAUGAGUCAGUUAUAUUUUACGAUUUUUGAAAAAAAUUUUUCUCUCUUUCUUUGGAAGCAUUUUUUUGAGGAUGAAACUAGUCAGUUUGAAACGGAACUUUCCUGAAAAAAACUAUAAGAAAUAUCAUUUGUGAGUCUCUUUUUUUGUUCAAAUCUUCCUCGUAGAUGUAAUGGAAUCCGAUUUUUGAAACCUAGAAAUUAUAAUAAUCGAAGCUUGGAAUUAAAAAAAGGCAUGGGUAUUAUCUGAAGACUCAUAAUUCAUGUUUUUUUAUGGUUUCCAUUCAAAUUUUGGUUGGCUGAACGAGAGAUUUUCAAACGACUUAAAAUUUCCGUUUUUUUAAAAAUUUUUUUAUUCCAAAUUUUCCAUGAACUCUUGCCUUCAAAACUUUUGUACAAGCCUCGGAAAUUUCCACUUUUCAGUGAUCGUUCUCUGAGGUUUUUGAUCACUUUUAUUGUUGCCCUUGUUUUUGAACCAUCUUUUCGAAACUUUGCUUUGUCUGAAAAAGAAUUUUUCCAAUUGUUUUGAUUCAUUUUUGAGUCAUCAUGAUGUGUAGUGAUGAUUGAUCAAUGUCUAGUGCUAAAGUUCACUUUUUUUCUGUUUUUUUAAUGAUUUUUUUGAUUGGUAGCUAAUUGAAAGUGAAUUGAGGGGUCUUUUUAAGAAUUACGCAGUCAUUAUAGAAAAAUAGUAAUGGUCUGAAAUUAGUUAAAAAAAUAAAAAUAAAAAAAUUUGAUCAUUUUUUUGAACAUCUUCCGAACGCUUUUUUUCAUUGAAAUUUUUUUUGUAUGAGUAUUUUUUUAAUUUUUUUGAAAUUCAUUUAUUGUCAACCAAAUUUCAUAUAUUUGGAGCCUGGAAUGAAAUUUUUUUAAAUUAAAUAGUAAUUUUUUUGAUUUUUUUAUUGCGAGGCUUUUUUUUCUUCUGUUUUAGCAAGUAAAAAAACACUUUUUUUGCAAUGUUUUGACACAAUUUCAGUUGUUUUGGUUGUAGAAGAAAAAAAUUUAUUAAAUUAAGGUUUAAAAAGAUAAAAAGGUCAAAGUCCGUUUGAAAAAAUCGAUGACGAUUUGUCUUUUUCAUACUUUGUUCCUGCACUUUUGUUGUGCUCGGGGAAUGGCAGAUAAAUGUUUCCCUUCUCCAAAAACGUCAAAAAAAAAAAUUGUUCUUCAUUCACUUUUCGAAGCUUUCAUCUGUUUUCUCUUCAUGCUAGUUUUUUUCAUUGGUUUGGCUGGAAAAUCCAUUAAAAAUCAAUUUUCUCGAAUUAAAUCAGGGUUUUUUCCAGAUGUUCCUGAUGGGACUCAAAGCAGAUCAUCAUCCAGAUGAGGAUGAGAAAACGCCAAUCUUGGUGACGGCCGACGGGCCGGAAGGGGGCAUCGUCCUGGUCCCCGCCGACGCCGUCAAGCCUUCAGAAUCCGACGACAAUUCUGAGGCCUGCGACACGCCUUCUUCUACCACUGCAGAGCUCGACGACACCAUGACUCAUCGGUAUUUUUUUUAACACAUAGUCCAUAAUAAUGCAUAAGCUUCUGUUACCAGUGGGAUAGGAUAACCACAAAACAUGAGCUCAAUUGAAGGAACUGUAAUUUUUGAUUUUUGGGAGCCCUUUUUGCGAAAAGACUUAUAUGGAAACUUUUAAGGGCAGAUUUGGAACCAGCGUAAAAAACUGCAUCUAGAAAACAUGGUCUCAUUCGGAAAUCCUACCGUGAGUUGAGACCUUUCCCUGGUUAGAGAAAAGUGAAUCUCUUGGUUUCCCACACUAUUUCGCUAAGUUCUGCAAGAUAAUUUUUCAAAUGCUUGAAUUUCCUAAAAUUUCGUCUGAAAGGCGCGUCGCGGCUGCGUUGCGUUUCAGCAGUUAAGCGUGAAGGGAAAUUGCGCCCGACCUUUUGCGACUUCGGCUCAGAUAACUUCUUCUGCCGAUGUAUGACUUUAACUCAUCAGGGUUUUCGUAUUGUUCCGUUUUUAAUCUCCACUUGUGACAGCCUAAAAUCUCUGCACCCUCUUCCUUCUCGAUGCUCUCUUCAUUUUUCUAUGACCUCUCCGGCGAGGAAAAAGAGGGCGCAGACAGGCCAGACUGUUCCAAGUCGCAGCGAAUGGGUGUUCAUUUUUUUUUUACAAUCAAUCCAUUAGCAACUGUAAAGUCGUUUUAAUUAGUUCUUUGAUAUGUUCGAAUCCAAUUAUCUAAUUACUUGAUUGAAAAAAAGGUUGAUAAGAUUUUUCUUUGAAUCAUCCAAACGCACGUCUCAUUCUGCAGUUAUCAGUCCUUUUCUACGUCAAACUUUUCCCUCAUUUUUAACAAAAUUAAAAAAUGAUAACGAUUCUUUCUCACUGAUAAGAGAAAUAGGAAGAAUGAAGUUAACGAUGGAAAAACGUCUUCAGAAAUGUGAAUUUCAUUUCUUGAGUCAUUUCAUGCCGGUGGUGGUCGAAAUCGAAUGGAGGUCGUUCCAGGCCAUUUUUUUUCAUUUUUUGACUUUUGUUUGCUCUUUUUUGAUGGAACUCAUUGUUUCAACAAAGCUUUCCAGUUCCUUUUUCAAAGUUUUUGAGUCCAUUUUGCUGGUUUUUGCGCUAGAAAACUCAGCUUUACUUCUUAGUUUCCAACUUCAGAAAAUGUUUGUUUUAUAUUCACUACUAUGAAAAAAAUAUUUAUUCUUUCAGCAAAAGCUCAGUAUGAUUCCGAUUUCUAUCGAUUUUAGAUGUUAGAAUUGCGUCAAAAAGCCCUUCUUCCAGGGAAUCCUAAGUCCAAAGUCGAAUAAAGUUUUUGAUUCAAGGAAAAAAAUUGGCUGGAGAUUUCUAUACAAAUAUGCAAUGAGAUUGAACAGCUUCAAGGAGCUAAAAAAUAAAAAUAAAUAAGUAAUUGAAUCAAUUGAUUAAUAACACACUUUGAGUUACGAACCCUAUCAUGUUGAUUUUUAAGUUUCAGACUACUCUAUACCCUUUUUUGCUCGGAAAAUAGGAAUCGGAAGCGGUAGCACAUCAAGAAUCAUCGUAUACAAUAACCAGACUCAAAAAAGAAGUUUCAAGGCUCAUUUUAACUAAAAAUGGGUUUUAAAUAUCCGACAUUCCUAUUUGGAAUGAGAAGCUUCGAGUUUUCAUGAAAAUUAGCUCAAAAAUCGAUUCUGCUUCCAAAAAGUUGGAGUCUGGCCUUACUGAAACUUUUUUUUUGUAGAGUAGAAAUUAAACUUUUUCGACAAUCCAGUUCGAAAAAUUGUCACUGUUUCAAGUUAAAUUCUUUUAGGGACCAUAUUAUUUACAUUUUCUAAGUUCUGGGCCACUAGAAGCUCAAUUUCUGUUUUAGAAAAUCAAAUCUAUUAACAAAAAUGAUCCCUGAGAAUAGUCAAGAAAAAAAAUGAUUCAAACUUUGAGCGGUUUCCAAUUUCACCAAAGAUCUCCUUGAUAGUUUUUAGCACAGAACCGGAAUCAGCGUAGAUAACUGUCUCUAAGGAAGUUGUGAUGUUGAUUUUCGAGCUCGAGACUACUUGUAGAUCAUUUUUGUUCUGCAAAAGUCAAAAUGGAAACCGGUAGCGCAUCAGGAAACAUCACCCUCCUAAUCAGCACGCACACACACAUCAAACAGCCGGUUGUGAACCCGAUGGAGUUCCGUCAGGGACCCUCGUUUUAUCAAUUAUUAUCAGCCGCUUAACUCCUCGUCGUCGUUUUCGAAAAACGGGCGAUAACUUUUUGCUUGUCGAAUUCAUUUUAUCGCAACGCGCCUUGGCGUGCGCGCGACCUCCGCCACCGUCCAUCGAAUCUUUAACUGGUCCUAAAACUUAAUUCUAUUCUAAAGAUGAGGUUUGGUCUCCCGAAAGAACCCCAAAUAACAUGUCUCCCCUGGCGUUCAGGAAGAAUAGCUCGUUUUCCAGUUUCCUGUCGAUGGUCUCGUCCAUCUUGAUGUCGACGGCGACGGUGCAGCGAAAAGCAAGUUACAUCGUUGGAAACGACGCCUGGGUCCCGAAUGAUCCGGAAGAGGUGCCUUUUUUGGUCUAGACUGAAGAAUGGGGGCUGAGCUAACUAUAGCUGAAAAGUUUAGAAAAUAGAUGUAACUGUACCUGAGUUAUGUCCAAUUUAGGCUUAGUGUUUCUUAAGUUUGGGAAAUUCUUACCUGCUUCAGACCAAAAAGUUUUGUUGAGGCUUAGUUUUAGCCGUGCUGGAGGUUUUGGAUAGAAAAGUUUUGGAUAGAAAAAUUGGACUUUGAAGGAUCUUCCACUUGAAGUUGAAUUUUUUCAUCAUUUUUUUCGGUAUUGGGAUUCUCAAAAUUUCAGCUCAAAAAAAAAGUUUGAGGCUCUAUGAAAACUGGCUAUACGAGAUAAUGGUAUUCGUCAUUUUCAGAUCGUCGAAAUCCCAGAAGAUGCCACUUUCCGAUACAAAAAGGUCCAUCCGACCGCGGAAGGUUGUUGAAAACUUAAUUUAUUUUGUAGCCUUACAUUUUUCAGCUCCCAGCAAGUUUGUGAUGAAGAAUGGCGAUUUUUCUGUUCUCACCAGUGAGGUGAGUAAUUUUUUGAAGGGAUUAUUUAAUCGAUUUUUUUUUUGAUUGAAGCUAGUCAUCUAACUAUAAACGAAAGAGCUAUAAUUCAACAAGCUUCUUGAUAGACUGUAGUUUAAAAGCUUUUUCCUGGAAAGAUUCAAAAAUUGAGGUCAAGUUAGUUCAAAACUAUCCCCUCUUUUCAAAUAAAGUAAAUUUUAAGAAAGGGUCUCGUAACGGAAUAUCUACAGUGCUCCGGAAUAAUCAGUAACAUUGAAGCACGCGGUGAGCAUCGUCGACAACAACAACGAAGGCGAGGCGAAAAGAACCAACUCGGAAAUCGAGCUGAGCAGUAAAAGAAGAGACUCCAUCGGAUCCGAUUUGGCUCAUUCGGCCACCGAAAGCAAAAUCGAGAAGGUCCUCGAGGAGAAUCGGUGAGCAAAUGUGGAAAAAAGAAAAUUUUUUUAGGAAACGGUAGACCUUUUUAAAAAAGUCCAAUGAUGAGGCGGGGGGCGGGGUUUCAAAAAGAAAGUCUUGUAGCUCAUUGAAGCCUUAUUAGAGGAGCAGCUUGAGCUAUUUUUUUUAAAGAUUGAUCUCGGUAGUCUUUUUGGAGUCUGCUUCAUUUUGGCGCCUUUUCUGGAACUGAGUCGAUUUUUACUGACCCAUGAAAGGUUUUUCAGCCUCACCACCUUUAUUUGAACACAUCUUGUCUUUAUUAAAGGCGCAGAAAAGAGUUGUGUAGAUUUCGCCUUUUUUUCAGCCACUGUAGGAGUUUUUCAGUUUUUGAAACAAGAUGAUUCUUACUGUGACGAUUUGAGCUCUUGAAAAGCUCAUUGUAGCCUCCUUAAAUGAUUUCCCAUAGACCUCAUACGAUAUCAACACUUUAUCAAUUAGAGAUAAAAUCUAGAUUUUGAUUAUCUUCGAUAAUAAUUGAUGUUUCUACAACUUUGUUUGGCCCCUUCUCAUCUUUGUUUGCCUCGAACCACGUGGUCUUCUUUUUGUGCACCUGAUUUUAUGUUCCUCAAAAUUUUUAUCACUUUUUUGAGCCUGAAGAGAAAAGAUUUUUGAUAAAGUUACCGUAUCUUUGAUAAGCUCAGGUGAUUUGGAAGGUUUUUUAAGAUAAUGUUACAGUAAUCCUCGAAAAUUGAGUUUUAAGCCCAAACCCUUUCGAAUUUUUUAUUGAUUUUUUUCGGUGAUCAAUCGAUUUCCAGAUGAUUUCCAAUCAGAAAGCUCUUCGUUUCCGGAUUAAUUUUUCCUAAUCCUCUUCUGUGAUUUUUGACUUUAUCAGUGUUUGGCCGGUCUUUUAAUUUGCGAGCCGCUAUCGCACGCGCCCUCAUUACGUCAGUUAAUUAGGAUAGACUUCAGUGAUAAUUUUCGCCGAGAGAAAAGUUUGAUAAGUGGUUGUAAACGGGAAAAGUUUCUUGUUCAAAGUUCGCUUUUUUCGUGUACCAUGAUGUUUGCUUCACAUGGUUUCCAUGUGGUGGGGGAAUGGGAAAAGUGGAAGGAAUUGGAUUUUUGAGGCUUGGAGAGUAAUCUUGAAUAGUUCUGAGUACUUAUUUUAGUACGAUAGUUUUAAAUAUUACUGUAAAUUUCAUGGGUAAAAAAAGAGCUGGCGUUUUUUUAGAACUCAUAACGAUUCAAAAAUUGAAAUUUCUAGCGGAAUGUAUAUCAAAAAGAUUGAAAAAUGUGCGCUGUAGCCUUUUUCUAGAUUCUUUUCAAGUUUAUAAUGUUUUCCAAUGUUUUUUCUUUAGGAAAAAAGCGCCGCUUCAUCACCUAGUGAUAACUUUAUGGAAGUCGGACAGCAAGGACAAGAAGUACAUGCUUUCCUUGUACAGAAGCAGAAAUGUUUGUUUUCCAGGAGUUCUUUGAAAAAUCAAUGGGAUUAUAUUUUAGAUGGCCGAUGUAGUGGCACUUUGUGAGCGAUGCCGAGAAAAUCCAGAACUUUUCCGCGCGUUUCCGAAAGGUUUCCAUUUUUCGGCUUCAUUUUAAAAAUUAUCUUUUCAGGAGUUGAUACAAAAGUGUACAUGAUGAAUAUCCUGAACGGACUCCGAGAACACAUUCUCUGGAAAUCGAUUCAUUUGGCGUCGAAGAUCGGCCUCGUUGAGUACUUCAAAACGGUCAAGGAGAGGAAAAUCAAAAAGUUUGAUUUUGAAAUGAGUUUCGGAAAUUUAAUCGAAUGUUUAUAGUUCGCUCCAUGGGAUUUGUCAACCUGAAGGUCUUCCGCCGCUGAUGAUCGCUAUUCAGAACGAUCAGUAAGUUUUUCUUCUCUUUAGAGAGCAAUGAAAUGAACUUUAUUGUCGAUUUCAGGCCAGAAAUAGUGAAGGUUCUCCUGGACCUCGGCGCUGAUGUCACUGCCGUCUGCGCUGACGGAUCUUCGGCUCUUCAUAUCGCUGCCAUGACCAACCCAGAUAUGAUCAGGGUAAUCCCUUUCCAGACACAAAAUUUGCUUCUCCACCCAAAUUACUAGUCUGGUCCACACGUUCAGAACCUAAUAAGGUCAACAAGAUGGGUUGACUUCCGAAAACUUCGAUGAAAACUCAGCAAAAAAGACGAGUUUGAACUUCUGGAAAGUAGACUUGAACUUUUUUAAAAAUUUGUGAAUGGAGUUGACAGCUUACAAAACUCUGGUCAAAGCCCCUUAAAAAAAGCCUAAAAGUGGAAUUACCGAAAAUCUAGAAAAAUCUGAGUUUUUUUUUAAGUGUACGUUCUGACCUUGAGGCGCGAAAGUUGAGAUUUUCGUAUUUAUUAAUUUUUCGGUUUUUUGGAAUGUUUUUUCAAGUUUUCGCUAGACCUCAUUCCCAACCCCCUCGAGCCGAGAAUUAUUUUUCUAGUUUCUCAAAGUUCAUAAUCGAUUAUCUUCAUUUCCAGCUCCUCUGGUCGACCGGAAAAUGCGAGAAAAUUCUGAACGCUCCCGAUGGAAAUGGCAACUCGCCAAUGUACGUCGCCGUCUCCAAUGGCUAUAUUUCGUGCUCCAGAUGCCUCAGCUCACUCGGUUUCGAAUUUCUCUCCCAAAUUGUCUUGAUCAAAACAAUUCAGGAGCUUCACUUUCUGCUGUGAACUCUACAGAAGCGCCGACGCCACUUAUUGGCGCGAUCAAACGCGGGAAAGUCGAUGAACCGUUCGUUUCUUUUUCUUUUAAUAGACCUGAAGAGGAUUUGAAAAAAAAAUUUGAAAAAUUGCCUCUAGGCGCUGGGAAACUUUAGAAAAAAGUUUUUAGUAACAGUUUUAAAAUUUUCGAUUUUCUUCGGAACGCUUAUCUCCAAGGAGAAGGAUUUGAAGAGUUCUAUGAUUUUUUUUUUCCAGGAUUUUGAACCGAAUAUUGGAAAUGUCGCCAGAGUCGCUAAAUGAAAUCGAAGCAAACACUGGAAAUGGAGUCCUGCACAGUGCUACGAAUAAAAAGACGCUGCUGAUGUUCCUGAACAAGACGGUUGGUUUUGAAAAAAAUCAAAAUAAGGUUCAAUUAAAGGCUUUUUCUGCAAUAAAACGCUCAGAGUAGAUGAUUAAAAAAAAAGCGUUUUUGUUAGUGGAAAAAAAAUGUGAAACCAAAAAUGCGGUGGGCGGAGUGAAAACCUCCGCCGUUCUCACGUGACGUCAGAGAUUUCGGCUCUAAGAGCAUAGAUAACAGGGAAAAUCAAAGGCGCAGCGGCCGCGUUGCGAUAGGGCAAACUCUCCCUGAAUUUUUUCUGCGCCAAAGCGUCGCAGUGUAUGCACACGACACUUUACGGAGAAAAAGUGGGGGAGUCUCCAUCGAAAAACGCCGUGAAAAAUCACUUCGGUGUGGAUUUAGUCUGUUCAGAUUUCGAAUGUCAAGCAGCUUACUCCACCCCCAAGGCUACAGUAUCUUUCGCGUCAAUUUUUUUAUCUAAAGAUGACGAUGGCCCUUUAAUAAGGCUGCAUUUUUGACUUCUGUUUCUAUCUUCAAGAUCAAAAAAGAUCAAAAUUAGUUCCGCGCGAUAAAACAUCGACACGAAAAGGUACCGUUUCAGCAGGGGCGGAGUUAGCUGCUUGACAUUUGAAAUCUGAACAGACUAUAGCCUCGAUUAUGGAUCAUAUGAUAAUUGGCCAGAAAGCGCCUAUUAAAAAGUGCUUUUUCGAUCAACGCAUUUUUUCAGGAAAAGCGACUCGACCCCUCGGCCCGCAAUUUCUUGCAGCAAACUCCGCUGCACGUUUUCGUCCGCCGCGGCGACCUGGCGCUCGUGAUGGGAAUCUGCGCCCACGACAUCGACAUCAACGCCGUCGACAGCAGCGGCAACACGCCCCUCCAUCUCGCCGUUUCUGUAAGAUAUCCUUUCGGAAAACAUCAUCAAAUGCUGACCUUUUCAAGAACGCCAACGUGGAAAUUGUGCGAAUUUUGCUGUGCCUCGGAGCUGACCCCAAUCUGAUCAAUAACCACAAGGAAUCGCCGAGACAUGUCGCCGCGAGACUGGCUGAUGGGUGGGUUUUCUUUCACUAAUUUUCCAAGCACUAUGAGUUAAAUUCACAGAAAUUCAUAGAGCCCUUAAGUUUUAGGACUGCUUUUUUUUGUCAAUUGUUUAAACAAAGGCUUCAGAAUCGUCGCCAAAGACAUCGUCCGGUCGUUGAUCGUCUGCGGAGCCAAAUCUUGCCCCGUCCAUUUCAUCGGCUGCACUUUCCUCUGUAUGCAUCGGGAGAAUGUCGCCGCCUGCCAGGCCAAGUCGAGCAAUCCGCCUUUUGGAGGUAGAUUUCAUAUUUUUGGUGAUGUUAGUUGAAAGGAAAAUGUGGAAUGCUUUCAAAUCGCCUUGUAAGCUCUUUUUGGCGUUGUUUGAAUGGUUAUAGUUGCAUUUUAAAUUUUUCCACUGAUCCCGACUCGAAACGACUUUCGCAUGGUAGCAUCUCCAUACCGCCGUGGCGCUUUGAGUCAUUCCAAGUUAUUGGAAAACGAGGAAAUUGAACUUUCCUUGAGUCCGCUCUAAGUAAUCACGUUUCUGAUUGGCUCGUCUCAAAAUUUUGAAAGAAAUGAGUGGUCCAGCCAAUCAGAGAGGUUCCCCCAGUGGAGCGAACUUUGACCAAGAUGGGAUCGAACUGAUUAAUUUUUUUAAGACCGCAAACUAACGGAAGACGACAAGGUGAAUUCCAUCAAGGUGGACAAAGACGCUCCGACGGGAGCCUACGAGUUUGAGCUCGACCCCGAGACGCAACUCGUCGACGAGGCUUACGUCGAGAAAAACGAGACUCGAUUGUUCCCUCAUUUGGUUGGUUUUACUAUGAAAAUUAUUUUUAAAUUGCAAAAAAAGAUAAAUGUAUGCUAAUUGGUUGUAAAAAAGCUCUUAGAUUCGUUUAACAAAAAGUUAUCGUCUUGUUUUCUCAAAUUUUUUGCUCAUAUCCCUUCAAAAGAUUUGAAAUCCUGUUAAUAUUCUAGAUAAGAAAAAAAAUAAUUUGUCCUUUACAAGUCAGUGAAACCGCUUUGCAGCCGCAGCGCGUCUAGCCGUUCUCAAUUCGUAAAAAAACAGUAUAAUAAAAGAUCUCGAAUCGAAAAAAAAAGAACUUUUCUCAGAAAACCAGACUCCUUCUGUUUCUUUUUCCGAACGUUUCUAUGUAAUUACACGAAAAAAAAAAUCUUCUCAUUGGAUUCCCCCGAAAGAUUACAAGUAUUUUUUUUCCUCAGAUGGCAGUGGAGCAAAUCAAGGAGAAGCUGAAGCUCAUCGCGGAGAAGAAAAACAAGUCCCACAUUAUCAAUGUCCUGAGUUUGGACGGAGGCGGCAUCCGAGGCCUUGUCAUGUGCCAGGUUCAUUCAUACCUGGGAAAACGAUGAAUAUCGAUGUUUUCAGGUCCUUUUGGAGCUGCAGAAACGGUUGGAAUCGCCAAUUUUCUCGUAUUUCGACUGGGUCGGAGCCACGAGCACUGGGUCUUUCAUUGCGUCCGCCUUGAUGACGGGUUCGUCUUUUUUUUCCGAUAGUUCAGAGCCUGUUGGUUUCCGUUCUGUUGAAUUAAGGUGCAUGUUUUGAUAAUUUUUAAUUGUUUCGCUUUUUCGAAUAUCUUUUUACUUUUGGUUUUUCGAGGGUUUUACCAGUUUGACUUAUCUUCAAUUUUUUUUUCAAUUUUUCAGCUUUCUAGUUACUUUUUCCUAUAUUCAGCACAAAAAAAAUUCUCAGAAAUUUCUCCAAAUUGACCUGAAAUCCUCUAGAAAAAAAGCUAUUAACCCUAAUAAAUAUCAGGAAAAAAACUCUCCGCUGUGCCCAAAAAAUGUACCUCCGAUUCAAAGAUGUCCUUUUCGACUCGUGGUCUCGUCCGUAUAACACGACCGUCCUCGAAAACUUCAUCCAGACCUCGUUUGGAAUGAAAAAUAUGAGCGAAUACGAAUACCCAAAGUGAAUAUUUUCCCGAAUUUCAUCUUCAAUCCUUCAUUCUCCAGGGCUUUCUUCACCACAGUUCGUGCUGAUACUUUCCCCGUGCAGCUGGAACUCAGCCGCAAUUAUCGUCUGCCCCUCUCUGAGGAAGAAAAUAAGGAGCUUGGCUUUGUUGAUCCCAAAGGUUUUUUUAAUAAAUUUCAAAAAAAUAUUUCAAGUAAUUUUUUUCAGAAAUUCCUCUGUGGCGAGCUGCUCGCAGAAGUAGCGCUGCGCCGACGUAUUUUUUUCGGCUUCUGAAGGUGAAAUUUUUGAAAGUAAAAGAACAAAUUGAAAAAUUUUGACAAAAAAAUAGUUAUUAUUCACAUCCGCUCCAUUGAUAUGCCGCUAAAAAUUUUUUUUUUGGAAUUUCUAAGCCAAAAUUGUCAUUUCUUUUUUUUUCUUUGUUUCAAAGUUUUCCUGUUGUUCAAUACUUUUCGAUCAGUUAAGCAGUUACUUAUAAUAUUCCCACCUAAAAAUUAUGGAAAUUCAACUCUGCUUGAAAAUUUAAUGUCUCUAUCAAAAUUUCGAAGCGGAAGACAAAAUCAAAGAAAAAUUUUUUCACUUUUUCUUGCUUCUUCAACAAGGUCCAUUUUUCUCUCUUUUUUCUGACCUCUGUGACAAUUUCACUAUUCCAGGAAAGUUUAUCGAUGGCGGUAUGGUGUCGAACAACCCCACUUUGGACGUUUUGUCCGAGAUUCACUUCUGGAACACGUCUUGCCAGAGAGUUGGGGUAAGUUUUUUAUUUUUUUUCGAAAAAAUCGAAUUGAAUUCUAUUUAAAUAUAUAUGUUUCCAGAAACCCGAGCGAAUGGUCGAAAUCGGGUGCGUUUUGUCCGUUGGAACCGGCGUCACGCCGAUUUGUCCCGUCGAUCCGAGCGUCUUUGAAAUGAGCGAUUUCAUGGGACUUUUGAGAGGAAUCAAGAAUUUGUCCCUGGUUGUGCUGGAUCAGGUGAGAAUUUAUUUUUGAAAAGUUGUGAAAUUAUUUCAAAAGAGGUCCUUGAAAUUUGCUUGACAUUUUCUGAUUUUUAAGGCAGGUUUUGCUGAAUUAAAAAAAUUUUCCUUUUUUUCAGAAUUUCUCAAUAUUUCUUCCCCCAUAACUCGCGUAGAUAAAAUAAAUAAAAAAAUUAGGACGAUUUUUUUCUAAAAAUUUCAUUUAUUCCAACUGAUUUUUUUACAGCUUUUUUUAAAAAUUGAAACUUUCUUUUUUUCCCCCUUUUUAUAAUUUUUUUCCAAAAAGUUUCCGUUUAUUUUUUUGCUCAAAGGUCAUCGAAUUUUUGCAGGCGACCGCCACUGAAGGAGCUCCAGUCACUCGUUCUCGUUCCUGGUGCCACUCCCUCGGAGUUCCCUACUUCAGACUCAAUGCUCCUUUGUUCAAGGUAUUUUUCCAAUCAGGAAUCCUAAUAACCCUGAUUUCCAGGACAUUUUGUUGGACUCGAAUGAAGACAAGGAACUGGCACAGAUCAUGUGGGAUUCAGUCGUUUAUUCGCAUACCCAUAGGUAAUUUUGCCCUUUCUUUGACUUCUUUUUUCAACAAAUCAAUUUUCAGGAAAGAUUUUGACGAACUCGCCGAAUUGCUAAAGCUGGUCGGAACCAACAAACAUCGCAAAAAUUACUUGUAG
Messenger RNA from Caenorhabditis auriculariae, 15519 nucleotides. NCBI's taxonomy places the organism in Eukaryota, Metazoa, Nematoda, Chromadorea, Rhabditida, Rhabditidae. The record is from the annotation of a GenBank genome assembly.